Salarias fasciatus (jewelled blenny) is the source of this 3297-nucleotide messenger RNA. RefSeq names its product TLE family member 2, transcriptional corepressor a (gene tle2a). Gene Ontology annotation, molecular function: transcription corepressor activity; protein binding. The coding region runs from base 481 to 2862 and encodes 793 amino acids. The transcript is spliced from 20 exons. Gene Ontology annotation, cellular component: transcription regulator complex; nucleus. The record is from RefSeq and is a predicted model, not a curated record. NCBI's taxonomy places the organism in Eukaryota, Metazoa, Chordata, Actinopteri, Blenniiformes, Blenniidae. Gene Ontology annotation, biological process: regulation of DNA-templated transcription; negative regulation of canonical Wnt signaling pathway.
AGCGAGACAAAAGAGGCUGCGGCUGCAUUCAAUGUGCUGGUGGUGUGUCCGUCUCCGAAGCCACAAGCAAACCACAUAUCCCCCUCCUCUCCCGGCCUGUGCGCCCUACAGACGGCGAAAAUACACCGACGAGGGAAGCAAUUCGCGAUUUUGCUGGUUGCUGGGAGCGUGAAGUUGAGGACUUGGAAGAAGGGAGUCCCUGCGCCGGGUGUUUCUCCUCUCCUCUCGCCGUCCGUACUGCGCGUCGAGCGCGGUGCAGUGUGGGGCUGGAGAUAUAACCCAGAACAAAGGAGUCUUGAAGCAAGGAAUGAGCGAGUCGAGACUAGCGUUGCCUUUACCUUUGAAACACGGCCAAAUGCCUAUGUGAAACCGACAAUAGUACAUCGGCUGCUCGUAUUUCUCGACGAAGCUUUCCGCCCAAAACGGGAGAAAGAACAAGGACAAAAAACGCACUGAGACCCACACAAGUCGGCGGCUACGAUGUUUCCUCAGAACCGACCACCGGCACCUCUUCAGCCACCCCCUGGAUCCUCGGCCUCAGUGGUGGCAGCGGCGGCAGCAGCGGCAGCGGCAGCUUCGGGAACACCCCAAUCACUGAAACUAACCUACCCAGAAACUUUGGACCGCAUCAAGGAAGAGUUUCAGUUCCUCCAGACCCAGUACCAUAGCUUAAAACUGGAGUGUGAGAAACUGGCCACAGAGAAGACUGAGAUCCAGAGACACUACGUUAUGUAUUAUGAGAUGUCCUAUGGUCUUAAUAUUGAAAUGCACAAACAGACGGAGAUUGCCAAGCGGCUGAACGUGAUCUGUGCUCAGCUCAUCCCCUUCCUGUCACAGGAGCAUCAACAACAGGUGGUCCAGGCCAUGGAACGCGCCAAACAGGUGACCAUGGGGGAGCUAAAUGCUUCGAUAGGGGUACGUGGGCUCCCCCCUCUGCCUCAUAGCCAGCAGCUCCAGGCGCAGCACCUCUCCCAGCAUGCCCAGGGUUUGCCAGUGGGCCCACACCCAUCAGGACUGCCUCACCCUGGCCUGGCGCUUGGUGGAGGAUCUGGCCUCCUGGCUCUGUCUGGAGCUUUAGGGGCCCAGCUGGCCGCCAAGGAUGAGAGAGCACACCUCGAGGCAGCAGCUGCCGCCGCCGCUGCAGAGCACCACAGAGACCGUGAAGCAGGACCAAGUUCCCUGUCCAACGGGGAUAAGGGUCGCCCCACAGACUACCUCAGCAAUGGCAAGAAGAGGAAAGCUGAUGAGAAGGAGUUCAUGACAGACUAUGGCAGCGAUGCGGAUAAGAGUGAUGAUAAUUUGGUGGUGGAUGAGGAUCCGUCGUCCCCCCGCAGCGUGCAGUCCUACUCAUCCAGGGAAAACGGUUUGGACAAGAUGCCCCCGUCCCGUAAAGAAGGCCCCCCUCAUGCCAGUCCCACCUCCUUGGCCUCCUCCAGCAGUGCCACCUCCCCGUCUCGUGGAAAAGAGCCCCCACAGAGAGAAAAGUCAAGCACUCCAGGAAUGAAGCCAGGAACCCCCAUGUCUCAGGAGUCAAACACCCCAGGGCCAAGUGGGCCCCCACAGUUCAGACCUGUACCGGGCAAACCUGGCGUUGACCCCCUUGCUCUUGGUCUGAGAAACCCCUUAGCAAUGCAGGGAGCGUACCCCCCAGGGGCUUUUGGCCUUCCCCCUCCGGGGGUGAACGGAGACCUGCCCGGGGCGGCGAGCUAUGGCGCUGGUCUCCACUUGGUCUCCCCACAGAUGAAUGGAGCUGCAGCGGCGGCGGCUGCAGCUGCCGCAGGCUACGGACGAUCCCCUGUGGUGGGCUAUGAGUCUCCACACCCACAUAUGAGGGUCCCUGGGCUUCCUGCCAGCCUGCAGUCUGCUGCCUCGGGGAAACCCGCCUACUCGUUCCACGUGAGCGCAGACGGCCAGAUGCAGCCGGUCCCCUUUCCCCCCGAUGCGCUGCUGGGCCCGGGAAUCCCUCGGCACGCGCGUCAGAUCCACACCCUGAACCACGGAGAGGUGGUGUGUGCUGUCACCAUCAGCACCUCCACACGUCACGUCUACACUGGAGGAAAGGGCUGUGUCAAGGUGUGGGACAUCAGCCAACCAGGAAGCAAGAGCCCCAUGGCCCAGCUGGACUGUCUGAACAGGGAUAACUACAUCCGCUCCUGCAAGCUGCUCUCCGACGGGCGGACGUUGAUUGUCGGUGGCGAGGCCAGCACGCUGUCGAUCUGGGAUUUGGCCACGCCCACCCCUCGCAUCAAGGCGGAGCUCACGUCGUCCGCCCCGGCCUGCUACGCUCUGGCCAUUUCCCCUGACAACAAAGUCUGCUUCUCCUGCUGCAGCGACGGCAACAUUGUAGUCUGGGACCUUCACAACCAGACGCUGGUCAGGCAGUUCCAGGGCCACACAGAUGGAGCAAGCUGCAUCGACAUCUCCAACGACGGCACCAAGCUGUGGACAGGCGGUCUGGACAACACUGUCCGCUGCUGGGACCUCAGAGAGGGACGCCAGCUCCAGCAACAUGACUUCACCUCACAGAUCUUCUCUCUGGGUUACUGUCCGACGGGCGAGUGGCUGGCUGUGGGAAUGGAGAGCAGUAACGUUGAAGUCCUGCACGUCUCCAAACCUGACAAGUAUCAGCUGCACCUCCAUGAGAGCUGCGUUCUCUCCCUCAAGUUUGCCUACUGUGGUAAAUGGUUCGUGAGCACAGGGAAAGAUAACCUCCUGAAUGCAUGGCGGACACCUUACGGAUCCAGCAUAUUCCAGUCGAAGGAGUCGUCAUCGGUUCUCAGCUGUGAUAUCUCUCCUGAUGACCAGUUCAUCGUCACUGGCUCCGGGGACAAGAAAGCUACAGUCUACGAAGUCAUCUACUGAACUCUGAUUGGCCUAAAAGAAGAAAACUAAUAACCAGGGGGCGGAGCCAAGGCUCCCUCCUGCACCAAUGACUGUACAGAGCGUCGGUGGCAUGGAAAACAAGAGACACUUGACUUGUACUUUGUUGUUUUGUUUACGUUUGUGAAAGAAAUUAAAGAGAAAGAGAAGCAAGGAGGCUCAAAGUCACAUCUCUGGAUUAAAAAAUAAACUGAACUUUGAUUUUAAUGCUCUGAGAACGCUGGUUAGUCUAUAGAUGCGCAAUUGUGAGACUCCUCCAAAGAACUUUUGUUUUUGUUCUUUAUUUUUUUUUUUUUCCUUUUUUUAAAACAAAAUAAAACCUCUGUAGUGAACAAGAAAUUAGUGGAAAAGCAUAUUUUUUUAGCCUUUGACUUUUAUGAAAACAGUCGGACCACAUUGAGUGGGAGAGGAAAAAAA